AUGGCGGCUUCACUUGGCAUACUCAAGAGUCUCCCCUGCCCGGCUGGUAAGAACUGUACCGCAUUCCAGUGCCUCUUCAGGCACCCAAGCGAUGAUGCAGCAGAGCCAGCCAAGACGGAUGAGUCAAUCAUUGAGCCAAGUUUAGGAUCAGCCGACGCCCAAGACUCACCAAGAAAACGCAUAAAGGUGUCAAUAGACAUUCCCAACACGGACGAGAAGGUCUUGAAACAAGUAUCGGCUGGCUCUGCCAAGCCGCAAACCUCAGGCAAUGAGAAAGUGGUGAAGGCCAUGAGUGUCAGCGCCAGGAUCUCGCCACCACCCGUUCAGAGGAAGAGGACCUUGCCCGACAAUCGCGCAGAUAAGUCCGGGAACACACUUGUAUCACGGAAAGCUACAUUUGCCACGUCAUCUCAACAAUCAACCGCUAAAUCCCCAGUGCAGCUGCCAAUUAAAGCAGCGCCAUCAAAACCGGAGACCUUGAAUCCUAGACACCUCAAGAAGUCACCUGCAAAGCAUGACAUGCGGUGGCAGAUUGUGAAACUGCUACAUGCUCAGUAUGAACGUCUAAACAAUGAGCUCAAGAAAGUAGCACCUGAUGACGAAUCUUUUUUAAUCAUGUCUCGGCAACAACUCAUCACCAAGACAUUGAACGAAGAGGAGGAAGUUGCUAUAAAUAAGCCGACCAUGUACGGUAACAUACUGAAGAAUAAAAUCAAGGUUUACACAAAGAUGGCAGUCGAAAAAUGGAAGGACGAGAGACUUGAAGAUAUCAAGAGAUCUACAGGAGACACUUCUGCACUGGAAGAAGCGCACAAAGUUAUCGUCACGGGCUUGACACCUGUUCAGGAGGUUGAGGUUCUCCGACAGCUUUUGUCUCCACUGAAAGGUUUGGAGCAAUUUGGCUACAUUUCUACUGUCCCUAAGAAUGAAGACAUCGAGAAGGCGCGACAAGCGGUCGAAGCAUCAGGGAAUGUAGAAGUGUGCGACCGAUGUACACGCAGGUUUACUGUUUAUCCUGGUCGAAGGGAGGAGGAUGGUGCCCUAGCAUCUGGAGGGCCUUGUGUGCACCACCCUGGCAAAACCUAUUUCAUUGAAGGGCCUCCUGGCGAUCGCCUUGCGCGGUCAUCGUCAUCUAAAAAAUGGCGAUGCUGUGACCAGACCGUAGGCGAUACGGAUGGUUGCGUGACGGGCAAGCAUCACGUCUUCAAGACCACUGAUCCAAACAGGUUAGCGAGCGUUCUCCAGUUUGCGGAGACACCUCCCAACCCCGAUGCUCCCGAGGAUCGUGCUGUCUGCUUUGAUUGCGAGAUGGGUUACACUGUAUAUGGGAUGGAGCUCAUUCGACUGACUGCUCUGUCCUGGCCUUCUGGCGAGGAGCUUCUCGAUGUGUUAGUCUAUCCUGUUGGAGAGCCCAUUGAUUUGAACACACGUUAUUCUGGAGUUCGUACCGAAGACAUGGCUGUAGCAGAGCGAUGGAAGCCCGGCGAUAAUCCAAUGCCCACUGUCAUUCCCUCGGGUUCUGGCCAGUUGUCUCAGCGGAAGCUCAAGAUUGUACCUUCGCCUAAGGAUGCGCGCGACCUGUUCUUCAAACUUAUAUCACCCGACACACCUCUAGUUGGACACGCGAUAGAAAACGAUCUCAAUACCUUACGUAUUGUACAUCCAAUGGUCGUCGAUACGGUGCUACUUUUUCCGCAUCAGCGUGGUCUGCCCAUCCGCAAUGGCCUGAAAUGGUUGACAGAGACUAUGUUAGGCCGUAAGAUUCAGGUAACCUCAAAUGAUGAGGAUGAACUGAAGGGCCACGACAGUGCAGAAGAUGCGAGGGCGACAGGAGAAUUAGUGAGACUCAAGAUCCGGAACGAGUGGAGAAAUAUGCAGAUGAAAGGAUGGACCUGGGCAGACGAUGGCAAGCUCAAAGCCCCCGAUGACAUCUGGACUGUGGUAGGAGCUAAAAAAACGAAGACGCAUUGA
Molecule: messenger RNA, 1971 nt
Organism: Truncatella angustata
Lineage: Eukaryota; Fungi; Ascomycota; Sordariomycetes; Amphisphaeriales; Sporocadaceae
Exons: 1
Coding region: 1-1971 (656 amino acids)
Cellular component (GO): nucleus
Molecular function (GO): nucleic acid binding; exonuclease activity
Source: RefSeq, a predicted model, not a curated record